AAUGUGUACACUGUGUGACAGGUUGGGUUUGGAAGGGGCGGGGCUAUUAUGGAGGUGGAGCCAUUUCAGCAAAUUGCACGGUGACAGGAGGGACUGGGGGAAGGGCUAGAGACGGAUAGGAAGGAGAGAAUUAGCAGGUGUAUCGGAGCGGCUUGAAGAGGAGCAAAUGGAUUUGGAUUGCUGCAGCCCAUAGAGACGGGGAAGUGCCUAGGCAGACUUGUGCGGAGCGGAAGGAGCAGUUGCUGAGCAGUAACGCUAACAUGGAGUCCGCAGCGCUGAAUGGAAACAGGAAAAUGUGACAGUGAGAAGGGGAGGGGAAGGAGGAAGGAAGGGGAGGGAAGAGGAGCUUGUGGCAGGCUGCUGUCACUUCCAGUGCAGCACAGGCAGGAGACAGGGAUACUCUCACACAGCCGAAGAGCCAGACUGGCUACAUCUGUACCGACACCCGGGCAGGGGGCCCCUGUUUGCCCUUCCCCGCUGAGGACAGAAGCGUCGCUGUUAGGCUGACGGGCAUUGCGACUUGCUGGAUGUGUGAGCCUUAAACAGAACCACCAGUGGAUUUAUUCUUUUGCCUUCUUAACCUGUCCAGAGUCAAUGCCCCAGCCUGUGCCCCCAUUGCUUUUCUAGCUGGAUGACUGCUGUCCUACAUUGGGCACCGCGAUAGAAACCAUCAGUUCCCGACCCCUGUUACCCCCCUGCCUCUUAUCUGCUCCUCCCCCAAACUGAUCACCUGCAGCGCCCCUCUCCCUGUCAUAUUCGCACCUUCCCUCCCCCUCAGCCUCUGGGGCCAGGACCCUACCACCGUGUGUGUGUGUGUGGGGUGCCCAUCAGGAAAAGCAAAGGGAGGAGAGGCAAAGGAAAGGUGGGGGGUGAGAGGAGAGAGGGAUCUGGAGGAGGAGGAGGUGGCGGUGGUGGAAGAAGAGGCAGAGAAGGGAAGCGGUGACCAUGAAGAAAUUUAACCCCAUCAGGAAGGUGCUGGAUGGCCUGACGGCCGUUUCCUACUCCUCUUCUUCAUCUUCUUCUUCUUCAUGCCAGCCCGGGAUCAGAGAUCUAGAGAUUACAGAGACCCUCCAGUCCGAGCACUUCCAGCUGUGCAAGACUGUCCGCCAUGGAUUCCCUUAUCAGCCAUCAGCCUUGGCAUUUGAUCCAGUGCAGAAGAUCCUUGCAAUAGGGACUCAGACUGGUGCUCUGAGGCUAUUCGGUCGGCCAGGAGUUGAAUGCUAUUGUCAGCAUGACAGUGGAGCUGCAGUAAUACAGCUUCAGUUCCUGAUUAAUGAGGGAGCUCUAGUGAGUGCCUUGACGGAUGACACUUUACAUUUAUGGAACCUGCGACAGAAGAGACCUGCUAUACUGCAUUCCCUAAAAUUUAGUAGAGAAAGGAUAACAUUUUGCCACCUGCCUUUCCAGAGCAAAUGGCUCUACGUGGGAACAGAACGAGGCAAUAUUCAUAUUGUCAACGUGGAGUCGUUCUCUCUCUCAGGCUACGUCAUCAUGUGGAAUAAAGCCAUUGAACUGUCAUCCAAAUCACAUCCAGGACCAGUUGUCCACAUCAGUGAUAAUCCAAUUGAUGAAGGGAAGCUCCUGAUUGGUUAUGAAUCUGGAAUAGUAGUAUUAUGGGACCUCAAGUCGAAAAAAGCAGACUACAGAUACACCUAUGAUGAGGCUAUUCAUUCUGUUGCUUGGCACCAUGAAGGAAAGCAGUUUAUCUGCAGCCAUUCAGAUGGAACUUUAACCAUAUGGAAUGUACGCUCUCCUGCCAAGUGCAUACAGACAAUCGUGCCGCAUGGUAAACAGAUAAAAGAUGGAAAAAAGCCAGAACCCUGCAAGCCUAUCCUGAAAGUUGAAUAUAAAACAACACGAUACGGGGAUCCUUUUAUCAUCCUUUCGGGUGGCUUAUCAUAUGAUACUGUUGGAAGAAGACCUUGCUUAACUGUAAUGCAUGGGAAAAGCACUGCUGUCCUGGAAAUGGAUUAUCCUAUUGUAGAUUUCCUAACCCUCUGUGAAACUCCCUAUCCAAAUGAUUUCCAGGAACCAUAUGCUGUUGUUGUACUUCUAGAAAAAGAUUUAGUUGUUAUAGAUCUUGCACAAAAUGGAUAUCCUAUAUUUGAAAACCCAUAUCCCCUGAGUAUACACGAGUCUCCUGUCACAUGCUGCGAGUACUUUGCUGACUGCCCUGUGGACCUUAUCCCUGCACUUUACUCAGUUGGGGCCAAGCAAAAGCGACAAGGUUACAGUAAAAAGGAAUGGCCCAUCAGUGGUGGUAAUUGGGGUGUUGGCACGCAAAGUUAUCCUGAAAUAAUUAUCACAGGCCAUGCAGAUGGUUCAAUCAAAUUUUGGGAUGCUUCAGCAAUAACGAUGCAAGUUCUGUACAAGUUGAAGACAGCAAAGGUUUUUGAGAAAUCUCGAAACAAAGACGACAAGCCAAGCACAGACAUUGUAGAUGAAGACCCGUAUGCCAUACAGAUGAUCUCCUGGUGCCCAGAGAGCAGGGUGCUUUGUGUGGCGGGAGUUUCAGCACACAUCAUCAUUUACAGAUUCAGCAAACAGGAAGUUACAACAGAGGUCAUCUCGAUGCUUGAAGUUCGGUUGCUCUAUGAAAUUAAUGAUUUAGAGUCCCCUGAUAUUGAACAAGUGCCAACACCCAGUGGAGGACCCAACUCCCAACCUAUUGUUUUUCAAUCACAUCCAUCCACAAGCAGCAGUUCUUCUGAUGGGAUUCGAGACAACGUUCCCUGUUUAAGAGUAAAAAGCACUGCUUUAAAGCAAUCUGCUGGUUAUCAAGUGGAACUAGUUACACAGCUUGUGUGGGUCAGCGGAGAACCUCCACAGCAAAUAACCAGUCUGGCUAUUAACUCUGCUUACGGGUUAGUUGUUUUUGGCAACUGCAAUGGUAUUGCAAUCGUUGACUACAUCCAGAAGGCUGUGCUCUUGAACCUCAGCACCGUUGAAUUAUAUGGCUCAAAUGAUCCCUAUCAGAGACAGCCACGAUCUCCACGCAAAACACGACAACCCUCAGGAGGUAUGCUGACUGUGGCUUCUUGCAUGUGCGGCCUAUCUAGCUUAUAUUCUGAGUCUGUGAAAAAACAGCGCUUCUCUUACAUAACGGGCCUUUCUGACAUUAAUGAAAGCACGGUGGCAUCAGAGGAUCGCUGUAAAUCCCCUACUUCAGGUUGCACGUCCAAUUCUUCUGAUGACGAACAAACAAAGAGUAAAUUUAUAGAAAAGGUGAAGAUCAAAGGCAGAAGGUUAUCCAAAGCGAUAGUCACUGAUAUAGCAAAGAUGUCAAGAAAGCUAAGCCUACCUACAGAGUUAAAGCCUGAAUUAGUGCCGUUUCUAGAUGUUAGAGACAAUUCCUUCAGUCGGUCCAGGAGCUCCAGUGUGACAAGCAUUGACAAGGAAUCACGGGAAACAAUAUCAUCUCUGCACUUUUGUGAUACAUUCACCAGAAAACCUGACGUGUCAACAUCCCCAUGUUUGUGGGUUGGAACAACGCUGGGUACUGUGUUAGUCAUUGUAUUAAACCUACCACCGGGGGGUGAGCAGAGACUUCUACAGCCUGUAAUUGUGUCUCCAAGCGGAACCGUACUGAGGUUAAAGGGUGCAAUCUUACGAAUGGCAUUUCAUGACACACUCGCAGCUUUAAUUCCAGCAGCAUCUGAAUCCUGGAAGGAACCCAACGUACCUGAAGAUAAGGAUGAUAAGGAUCGAUUGAAAAAACGAAGGCCAGUGUCUGUCUCACCCUCCUCCUCUCAGGAAAUCAGUGAAAACCAAUAUGCAGUGAUAUGUUCUGAAAAGCAAGCAAAGGUGAUCUCUUUGCCCUCCCAAAACUGCAUUUAUAAACACAACAUAACAGAGACUUCUUUUGUUCUACGAGGAGAUAUAGUGUCAAUGACUAAUAGCACCUGCCUUGCAUGUUUCUGUGCCAAUGGACAUAUUAUGACGUUUAGUUUGCCAAGUUUAAGGCCGCUGUUGGAUGUAAAUUACUUGCCACUGACCAACAUGCGGAUAGCCCGAACAUUCUGCUUCACAAACAAUGGACAGGCAUUGUAUCUCGUCUCACCCACAGAAAUCCAGAGAAUUACCUAUAGUCAAGACACCUGCGAGAACUUACAGGAAAUGUUAGGAGAGCUUUUCACCCCAGUUGAAACGCCAGAAGCUCCUAACAGAGGGUUCUUCAAAGGCUUAUUUGGUGGAGGGGCACAGUCACUUGACAGAGAGGAUCUUUUUGGAGAGAGUGCAUCUGGGAAACCACCAAGAAGCCUAGCCCAGCACAUCCCUGGGCCUGGUGGAAUUGAGGGAGUCAAAGGAGCUGCAUCAGGAGUUGUUGGAGAACUAGCUCGUGCCCGGUGGGCCUUGGAUGAAAGAGGGCAGAAAAUAGGGGAGCUGGAGGAAAGAACAACCGCUAUGCUUACCAGUGCAGACUCCUUUUCAAAACAUGCUCAUGAGAUGAUGUUAAAGUAUAAAGAUAAGAAGUGGUAUCAGUUCUGAUGACAAAGAUCCAAAACACAUUGUUUUAAGUGCAUCAAGAAGGAGAGUUUAAACCAAGAGUGCAUCAAUUUUCUCUUCAAUUAUUUCUGCAGGACAGUUGGGAACCAGGGGUGAACGUUCAUAUUUGGUUACAAUUUCCUAGCACAAAUCGUAUACUGUCUUACCUCAGUUUGUGGCUUUAACUGAGGCGCAUUGAAUUAAAACACACAAACUCGGUACUGAGUUGUGAUUUGGUGUGGCAAUGAGUAGAGAGCAGGCAACACAUGAAAAUUUUGAAGGAUAACAUUCCUGUUUUUCUGGAUCCUUGGAUUCAAACAUUGUGAUUGGACCUCUAGUAUUUCACCUAUGUUACAUCUGCUAGGAAAGCUUCAAUCAUUUUCAGUUGUCAAGCCUAAGAAGCAAGACAGAAUCAACACCAACCGCAAAAAUGCCGGAAUCAGCAAAGGGAAUCUCGUCAUCACUUAACAAAAGUGAAGAAAGUCCUUUGAGAUUUCAUGUACGCUUUAUUCAUGCUUUGUUCAGUUCAACACUUCAAUUGUAAAGCCUCCAGCUAGUAUUCGGCAACCUUGCGCCCUGAUCCACAGACGCGCUUGCUGGGUUUACUGCAUUUCUUUUGCAGCUAUGGCUUUGGAAAUAAUGGCCACUGCAUCUAAAACAUAUAUUUCAUAUAAAUCCACUCACCACCUUCAUGAUUUUUUUUUCCAGCAAAUGGGUUUUUCAAUAAAUACUGUAGUCGAAACAUAUAGAGCAUUUGAGCAGAAGGUAUAGGGUUACGUGUCCCGAGGGUAUUGUAACUGUUGCUAGCAAUCUGGUAAAUAGCAAAUCAUAUUUUUCUGUAUGAGAUUUGUAAGUGGCCGACUUUAUUUUUGUCAUGCAUAAAAAUAAUUACUAUUUUGCUUUAUAAGUCAAAUGGCUCUGUAUCAGUUUACCGAGCUGUGUAUAUAGAAUGAGAAGAGAUUACAAUUCAUGUCAUUCCAUGAACACAAACUAUUAAAGGGGGGAAAUGACCUUUUUUUUUUUUAAAGUAGUACUUAUCCAUUUGUUUUACCUCAGGAUAGUUAAAGGGUUAAGCACAUUUUGUGCACAGAGCAUUGUCCAUAUAUCUUGAUUUGCCUUUAUAAACCCUGAAUGAAAGCUGCCAUGUUGUUAAUGUUCAAAUAAGGCAUUUAUAAAGCUCAGUAGAGCGGCACCAUUUAAUGGUCUGUAUACUUGGUAUUGUUCCAUUGAUGUUGGACUCUACCUCUUCCAAGAUAAGCAAAGAAGUGCAUCCCAUUCAUUUGUAGGAAAUGAAAGUUCAGCAGAAAAGGAAUAUUCUGUGCUCAUAAUAAUCUGCCUUUCACCUUAUUAUACCUGGUUAAAGGAAAGGAAAUAGAAGACUAGUACCACUAGUAGUAGAGAAUGUGUUUGAGCACAUGUUCCAGGCAUCUCAAAAGUCCACCCACUAACAAAGGUAUUUAGGAUUUACUCAUGUGCGGUGAGGAAAAUGACUAAAUCAAAAUACCAUAAUUCACUGGUGAAUCCUUUUUAUCAUGUGAGUACCCACUGUAAUACUAAAAUUGCACCCUUAUGGACACAAGUAGUAAACUUUGCAGACAUGAUAAUUCUGCAUGUUUGAUAUUCUGUUUAAAAUCCUUUUUUUCUGCUCACAACCCGCAAUUUGGUCACUUUAUUUAAGAUGUAUUUUGUACAUCUAUACAGGCAUGGGAUCCGUUAUACGGAAGUACAAGAUUACCACGCUUGCACACCCUGGCUCUCCACGAUAAGAUGACCCGGUGCACUGUGAUGGAGGCCUCGGCAACCUCAACAAUACGAA
Molecule: messenger RNA, 6301 nt
Organism: Xenopus laevis (African clawed frog)
Lineage: Eukaryota; Metazoa; Chordata; Amphibia; Anura; Pipidae
Gene: stxbp5.S
Product: syntaxin binding protein 5 (tomosyn) S homeolog
Exons: 29
Coding region: 946-4488 (1180 amino acids)
Biological process (GO): Golgi to plasma membrane transport; exocytosis
Cellular component (GO): cytoplasm; plasma membrane; SNARE complex
Molecular function (GO): myosin II binding; GTPase activator activity
Source: RefSeq, a predicted model, not a curated record